UUUUUUUUUUGUGUGUGUCCGAUGAUGGUGACGGUGGUGCUUGGCCGAUGAGGAGCGGCAGUAAAGUGCCGCAGCCGACGACUCUAGGUCGACCGGUGACAGCGGCAGUGGAGGUUCAAGUCGGUCAACAAAGGCAAACCAGUCAACACGUCAGGUUGACUGGUCAACGCUGCUCAACGGGGGCCUCGGGUUCGGUCAAUAUUAAUCGACAGAAGAUUGGGUUCGGUUCAAGCUUGGCUCGGUCAGUUAGUCAAACUCGGUUUCGCGGUCAAACUGAGUCGACUCGGUCAAACCGAGUCAACUCAGUCAACGGCAGUCAACGCCCGGUCAACAACAGUCAACGGUAUUGUUCGGGUUCAGAUUUUGGUUUGGGUUCGGGUAUGGUGCAACUCGGUCAGAUUCAAGUGCGGGUUUCGGGUCAACAAGUCAACAUUGGUCGAACUGGUCAAAGAUGGUCAACUGUCGGGUCAAACUCAGUCAACGCAAGACCCGGUAAAGUUUAACAACGCGUUGAACUUUCUUAUACAUACGUUGGUAUAGAUUUUAGUCAGUUUACGUGAACCGAGCUCGAUCCGAUUAAAUAACGUUUAUACAUUAGUUAUUAUUUACGUUUUGGCGCUUGACGAGAAUUACC
This is a messenger RNA of Helianthus annuus (common sunflower), 634 nucleotides long. RefSeq lists its product as uncharacterized. Bases 48 to 503 code for a protein of 151 amino acids. Lineage: Eukaryota; Viridiplantae; Streptophyta; Magnoliopsida; Asterales; Asteraceae. The transcript is spliced from 2 exons. The record is from RefSeq and is a predicted model, not a curated record.